Lindgomyces ingoldianus is the source of this 288-nucleotide messenger RNA. RefSeq lists its product as uncharacterized. Bases 1 to 288 code for a protein of 95 amino acids. The transcript has 3 exons. The record is from RefSeq and is a predicted model, not a curated record. Lineage: Eukaryota; Fungi; Ascomycota; Dothideomycetes; Pleosporales; Lindgomycetaceae.
AUGGAUAAUGUCUUUUUUUGUGGUGUGGUGACAUCACCUUGGGACCACCCUACCCCUCCAUCUAUUCACCCAUCCACCCAUCCAUCCACCAACAGUAACCAGCAUCAAUGCAUGAUCAUCCAUCCAAGAAACCCGCCACCUAUAUCCGACCGACCUAAUUUUCCAGACCUCAACCCGGGUCCAUAUCGUACAAUACAAUGCCAGCCACCAACACAUAUGAAACAGACGGAACACAGAAAAGAGAGUCCCCUCUUUCAAAUGCAAAGCAGAAUCCUAAUUCGAAAUUGA